AUGGCGGCCAACGAUAAGGAGAGAAAUCGUCGGCGGAGACGCAGUAGCAGUCUGAUGUAUCAAGAGCCGCCGGAGAGCUUGGAGCAGCAGAGUGAUCAGGCAACCAUGCCGAACCUGAAUGCGCAGUGGGUAAACGCGAAAGGCGCCUGGAUGAUUCACAUAAUCCUUAUCCUCCUCCUCAAAAUCCUCUACGACAUCCUGCCCGGCGUCUCGCAAGAGCUCUCCUGGACGCUAGUCAACACCACCUACAUGUUCGGCUCUUACCUCAUGUUCCACUGGGUACGCGGCGUACCCUUUGAGUUCAAUGCGGGCGCAUACGACAAUCUCAACAUGUGGGAACAGAUCGACAACGGGGAUCAAUACACCCCCGCGAAGAAGUUUCUGUUGGCCGUGCCGAUAUGUCUGUUCUUGGUGAGCACGCAUUAUACCCACUACGACUUGACGUAUUUUAUGGUGAACUUUUUGGCGACUGUGGCGGUGGUGGUGCCGAAGCUGCCUGCGCUUCAUCGCAUGCGCUUCACCCUCCUCACACCGCAGCCAGAGCCGCCGGAAGAGCGACGAUAG
Baudoinia panamericana UAMH 10762 is the source of this 564-nucleotide messenger RNA. RefSeq lists its product as uncharacterized. Lineage: Eukaryota; Fungi; Ascomycota; Dothideomycetes; Mycosphaerellales; Teratosphaeriaceae. Gene Ontology annotation, biological process: negative regulation of ceramide biosynthetic process; ceramide metabolic process; intracellular sphingolipid homeostasis. The transcript has 3 exons. Bases 1 to 564 code for a protein of 187 amino acids. The record is from RefSeq and is a predicted model, not a curated record. Gene Ontology annotation, cellular component: endoplasmic reticulum membrane.